Molecule: messenger RNA, 477 nt
Organism: Salvelinus namaycush (lake trout)
Lineage: Eukaryota; Metazoa; Chordata; Actinopteri; Salmoniformes; Salmonidae
Gene: cplx4a
Product: complexin 4a
Exons: 3
Coding region: 1-477 (158 amino acids)
Biological process (GO): synaptic vesicle exocytosis; neurotransmitter transport; regulation of neurotransmitter secretion
Cellular component (GO): terminal bouton; SNARE complex
Molecular function (GO): syntaxin binding
Source: RefSeq, a predicted model, not a curated record
AUGUUCCUAAUCAAGACCAUGAUGCCUAACCCGCUGGCUGGUUUGAAUCCUAUGGGUGGAGGAGAGGAGGAAGCGGAGGCGGCCCCUGCAGACCCGGCCAAAGCAGCAGGGAUGACACGCGAGGAGUAUGAGGAGUACCAAAAACAGUUGGUGGAGGAGAAGAUGGAGAGAGAUGCCGACUUCUUACACAAGAAAGCUGAGAGGGCAACUCUGCGGGUGUGCCUACGAGACAAGUACAGACUCCCAAAGAGCGAGCAGGACGAUAACAUGCUGGCCAUGGCUGGAGACGACGUGGACGUACCCGAGGAGCUCCUCAAGAUGGUGGACGAGGAUGCCACGGAGGAGGAGGACAAGGACUCCAUCUUGGGUGGCAUUCAGAACCUCCAGAACAUGGACAUGGACCAGCUCAAGGAGAAGGCCUCGGCCACCGUGACGGAGAUGAAAGCCAAGGCGGAGGAGAAAUGCUCUGUCAUGUAA